Prorocentrum cordatum is the source of this 1913-nucleotide messenger RNA. The record is from the annotation of a GenBank genome assembly. NCBI's taxonomy places the organism in Eukaryota, Dinophyceae, Prorocentrales, Prorocentraceae.
GCCCGGCGGAGGAGGAACCGGAGGAGGAGAGGAGGAGGUGCCCGAGGUCUCAGGGACGACCGGUCGCGCGGAGGCGUCUGGAGCUGGCGUCGUGCUCGGGGAGCUGCCCGAGGCCGGGCCCCAUCCUGCAUAUGUGGCUCUACCGCAGUCGAGCCCGGUAAAGUUGGGUCCGCUGUCAUCCUUUGCUUCCCUGAGGGGGUAUCUCUCUACCCCGUCUCGCCCCUCUUCGUGCCCUCCUGCGUUGUAUAGCCACUUUGGCUUAGGAUACGACUCCGUGGAGUCACUGAGUUGAUGCGUGGAGCCUUUCGAUAAACAAGUUUAUCUCCACACUAACCCUUUGUCUUUCCAUUGGCCCGUCGACCCUGUGACAAGCUCAGGGCGUUCCCAAGACUGGCCCCACCGCCAACGGACCCUCUGUCAAGGACAUCAUGCCGGGAAAUAUCUAUAUGAAUAUGAACCGCCCCCUGAGCCAGGUGCUUGUCAAGUUCACAGGGCAGUCGUUCUUGAUGUGGAUGUGCUGUGCUUUCUUAUCGAAUAUGUGUGACACGAGAGUGCCGUACCUAAAAUGCUCAGCAGCAAGGUUGCAAGUCACAUGUAUCGUUCUGAUUGCGCUGCCUGUAUUGCAAGCCUUGAUUCGGGCUGACUUGGGGAAAGAAUUUUUUGAACAUCGAGCGAGUUGGAUGGCGCUUGUGCGUUCUCGUGAGCAUAAGCUCGGCCCCACCCUUGUGGUGACGAGCCGCCUCGAGAUAUGCGACCGCUUGAUGAUGGAUUUCCUAGUGAACCCGGUCUACCGAGGAAUCAUCGUUUUUACCAUGCACUCCGUGUGUCUCUUCGAGACGUACCUCGAUCUGGUCUUGAACGUCUUCGCACUGAGUUUUAUCACGAAGCUCGACGAGGAGACUGGCGACAUCACUGCUAUCCACUUGCUCGACGAUGAGCGCGACCGGCCAGUGCAGGGGUCGCCUCUCGGAGCGGAGGAACCCGUUGGUGAAGACGGUGAUGGAGAUCAUCCGUCGCGUGCGGGAGUACGCUAGGGGAGAGGUGGUUUCAGAUCCCGCUCCGGCGACGAGGAAGCUGCAGGACCGUUUUAAGCAGCUCGAGCUCUUUAACAAGCGGAGUUCAUGCGGCGCCCUGUUGUUGUGGCUCGCUUGGCGACAGAAAUCACGAAUGUUCAAUCUGCCACCGCGGCGCGGACCUGAUGGUAUAAUGCCGCUGCACUUUCAUGCCCUUUCCUUUCCAAGUGAGGCAUCUUAACAAUUCCGCUCUCACCUCCUCCCCCUGGGGCGCAGACUCGGUCAGAAGCCAGAAGCAUCGGCCCAUUCUCUUACCUUCGCAGGUCUCUACCACGCCUCCGCCGACGGGGGGUCGGGUGUGGGGCCCUGGACCCACGCGCGCGCUGCGACAAUCUUUUACCUCCGUAGCUCCACGCCUCGCACGGGGACGCAUUGAGGAUGCAGCGCUGCUGGGAGAGAGACAAAAAAACAUGCCGCCGAAAGCCUCUUGGAGGCCCCAAGAGGUCCGACGAUUACCCAAGCGGCCCCCAGGACCCCCCCCGAAAGGCCCCCCAAUGAGCAGGGAACCUUUCGCGUGACUUGAUUUCGGGCCCUGUUUCGGUCCUUUCCCGGCGGCCUCCCUGGGGAAGCUCUGCUGGAUCCCUCGUCCCUUCUCCUCGUCUUUCCCUCUGAGGGUGAUCCCCCUGGGGCGUACCUUUGGGCCAGCGGCGUCGCCGCCGUGUCGUCGUUUUGGCCCGAGGGGACUCGGGGGCGUCUGUUCUCUUCCCGCUCUUCCAUCCCUCCUCUCUCGUCCCUCUUCCUCUCCGUCCAUCUUUCCCCCCUUACCCCUCCACUGCUCGCCCUCUUCCAUCUGUGCCUGCGCGAGGACAAGAUGAGGAAGCAAGGAGGACGAAAUCGGCG